AUGCAUUUAAAAAGUGUGUAGAUCAUUUCGGAAAUCUGGAUAUUGUAGUGAACAACGCAGGAGUUAUUGGAAAUAUCGAGAUGGUUAUCAAAACAAAUCUGCUGGCGUUAGUUGAAAUAUCAAAUUUGGCUUUCUUUGAUUAUCUUCCGAAAUAUAGGAAGGGCAAGGAGGGUGUCAUAAUUAAUAUAGGUUCGGUUGGUGGUUUGUAUCCAUUCCAUGUACUUCCCGAUUAUUCUGCAUCCAAGCACGGAGUGGUAGCAUACACUCAGGCUAUAGGAACCAAGGCUCAUUACCAGAAUACGCAAGUAAAUGUCAUAGGUCUCUGUCCAGGAGGAACGGAUACCGACAUUUUUAAAGGUGUGCCGGAAUACUACCAACAGUUUAUGAAGGAUAUUGACUUCGGCUUGCAACCACCUGAAAUCGUUGGCGAGGCUUUGAUCAAGGUGUUGAAAGAAGGAAGCAAUGGUUCUAUUUGGAUUAGCAAGAACAGUGAACCUGCCUUCGAGUUUGACUACAAAUCAGAAACAUGGCCGAUUUUGUUGAAAUAUGUCUCUUAAAAAAAUAUGCAAGUAGAAAGAGUUUUAUCCUAUAAAUAUAUCUAA
Nicrophorus vespilloides is the source of this 602-nucleotide messenger RNA. Its product is annotated as 15-hydroxyprostaglandin dehydrogenase [NAD(+)]-like. Gene Ontology annotation, molecular function: oxidoreductase activity, acting on the CH-OH group of donors, NAD or NADP as acceptor. The transcript has 3 exons. NCBI's taxonomy places the organism in Eukaryota, Metazoa, Arthropoda, Insecta, Coleoptera, Silphidae. The record is from RefSeq and is a predicted model, not a curated record. The annotation marks the transcript as partial. Gene Ontology annotation, cellular component: cytoplasm.